Messenger RNA from Amoebophrya sp. A120, 5711 nucleotides. Lineage: Eukaryota; Dinophyceae; Syndiniales; Amoebophryaceae. The record is from the annotation of a GenBank genome assembly.
CGGACGCCCCCACGAAGGUGACCAGCAACCAAACCUCGGUGACGCUGGCCUACGACCGGAAGAAUAUGUACAAGGCCGUGCACUACGGUUACAACAUCUAUGUGGACGACGGCAUUCAGGGCGCCUUCACGAAGAUCGAAGUGGACGACACCAGUGCGAUCACCUAUCCAGUCGGAAAUCUGUCCGUCGGGCUGCCCUACCGCUUCAAGGUAUCGGUGGUCAGCGAGGUCGGGGAGUCCGACCACUCCCCAGUGUCGACCUUCUACCCCGGGGAUCUCCCGGUUGCGCCCACGGCGCCCAAGUACAUCAACAGCAGUUUGACAUCCAUCACGGUCGAGUGGCAGUCCGGCGAUGCCUCGUUGAGCCAGAGUGGCGGCAAUGACUACCUGAACUGGCAAUUCCAAGCCAGCUACUUUCAGAAUCUGACGGAGCUCGACGCCCAGGUUGGCGUGGACUGGGACUCGGGUCUGACACAAAUCGUGCCCUUUCAAGUCGGGCAAAACCAGUACCAGCUGGAAGUCAUUUGCGACAACGUAACCGCCGGCGUCAGUCUCCAGGCCGAGUUCAUUUACUUUCGCGUAGCUGCAACAACCAAUGUCGGGUUGGGAGCUUAUUCAGCAGAGGUAUCAGAUUCAAAAUGAUAUGAUUUGGUUAGUAUAGGCGGGAGAUGGCAUGGGCAUGCCAUGCGGUGGGAAUACUGAUGAAGUAGAAGUUCUCUUGGAAGUAGCAGGUCGGCUCUUAUUAACAUUGUCUUCUCUUAAGUAUCUCAUACGGAUACGUUUUUGCAUCUGUUCUUGGGUCACCCUAAAUCCUCACCGUCGGUCAUCUUCAAAACUCAAUAUUGAAAAGCCCUACUAUCUGUAAGCUGUACACUAUCUCACUUCAGUCGCGCGUGCGCUGCGCCCCGGCACCGGAGGCCCCAAUUCUGUACGAGCCUUUCACGGGGAGCUUGCAGAGUUCCAGUGCGGGCAGCGUGGUGGCGUGGUACGAGCAGAACUUGUUUCAGGCCACGCUGCUCGGGUUCGAGGUGCACGCCAACGACGGGUUGGGUUCCGACGUGGUUCUGGUGAAGUCCAUUCUCGACUUAUCGCAAGGAAAAAUCCUCCCUCCCCAUGCCGAAAACGAAACUCGUGAUGCUGUAUUUGAGUACACAAAUCGAGUUUUAUUGCUAGACGGCCAAGAGGAAGAGCCGCAACUGUGGCCUCGCUUGCAGGCAAUCUGUCAUGCUGUUUCCCACUUCCAGCUGACUCCUGUCAUGCUGAAGCUGCGAGGCUUUCCGACGCCACCCAGCACUACAGUCCGCAUCUUUUCCAUUCUAGCAUGACAAAAUGAUUUGUGUGCACAAAUCUCGCAUCACAGAUGUUUUCGCGGUUCUGACCCUAUGCCGCUCCGGCCCCUGCGGAGGCUUGCCUCCCCAGCGACGCCGGACAAUGGCAAUGUCGGCGCGGUUGUUUUAGCAUCACAGACUUCCAGUUUGAUAUGGGGAGGGGGGAUUUUUCCUCUUGAUGCGACUCCUCCAUCCGGGCCUUCAAGUACGCGCCGCCGGCGGGCACGACGGUGGGCUACGUCGGCGGGGAGACGAUCGUGCACGACGGCGUGAUGCUGUUGACCACGGCGACCAGCACCACGACGACCAUCGAAAAUCGCCCCAUCCGUUUCAAGGUGGCCGUGAUCACGGACGUGACCACGGGCCCGCUGUUAUCCUGUGUAAAAACGUCACCACCCCAUAGGCAAGAUGGGAAAUCUGCUAGACAAAUCAACAAGCUUUGGUUGUUGCGCAUGACAAAUCUGGCCUCGUAGUGUAAUCCUGUUCAGCUAGUUCAGCAGCAUCACAGACCUACCGCAACAUGCUAAUUGGACCAUGGCAAACUCCUAAACACGGCUAGAAAAUGCCUCUCAUUGGGCUCCGCAUGGGAAAUAUUUUCAGCAUGCAGAUUUGCAGUACAACCAUGGCGCGGGGACGUUUUUACAUAGGAUAGCUGUCCGAGGAGCUCACGGUGUACAGUUGCGCCCCCCCGGUGCUGACGGCGGUGAAGCCGUACGUGGCGGCCGGCGUGUACAACCUGACCGGCAACGGGCUGUACUCGCUCACGCUGGGUUGGACGCCGCCAGCGGACACCGGCGGCUGCACGAUCGUCGGGUACCGAAUAGAAAAAGACUCCACCUACGAGCGGCUGCCCGACACCAGCGUGGUGAACCACGGGGACGCAAACUUUACGCUCCUCGACCCGCUGCUGAGCUCCGCCUCCGGCAAUUUCACGGACGUGUAUCCCACGGACCCGGGACCGGACCCGAAUGUCGUACCGCCCUACGUCGCGUACGCAGACGGCAACGACACGGUGUAUGCAAAUUACACACAGUACGGCAAUCUAGAUCCCACGAUUUUCACCGCAACCUACGUCGACGCGGGAAUCACGAAAGGUAUGUUGCUUUUAGAAUUUUUGCCUAGCGGAGUAGGAGUUGUGCUACCAGCUGCCUAUUUAUCGAUUAAAUUUAUUCUCCGAUGCAGCUUUCGUGUGUUUCGCUUUUGUUAUGUGCCUGUUGUGUCUCAAAAGUUCCAUAGGUUCUUCGAAGAACGCCAGCAGAUGAGGUUUUUUUACUUCAACUAGACUACUGUAUGACUUCGCAGGUAACGUCUACCGCUUUCGCGUGAUUGUCGUCACAAGGAAAGGAGACUACCCAGGGCCAGUCACGGAUGUGCAGGUUUCUGCUGUUCCGAGCAAGAUGCUUCCUCCGGUCGCGAACUACGAGCUUUCGACGACUACGUCUCUGGUAUGACUAUGACUCUUCAUAAUAAUCACGAAAAUGAACGCACAGACGAGACUUGAAAUUUCGUUAAAUGCCGCCGCAGGCCUAUGCAUGCAAUGGCAAGUGGUUUUAUGUGCUUCCGAACCUGGGGCUGCUGUUAAGUGGUUCGUAGCGCUCUUCUGUCACCAUCAUACACGACUAACAGUACGUCACCUGGCAAGUGCCGGAGAACAACGGCGGGAUUGUCCGGGGCUACACGCUGUACAGGAACGAGGGCAACGGCACUGCCGUUUCCGAAGUAUCGGACCCGACGUGCGGGAGGGAAACCACUCCCGCACCGCAGCAGUGCACCAUUACCGACCUGACGCCAGGAGCUGAGUACCAAAUCCAGAUGGCCACAGUGAACGAAGUCGGCGAAGGCAUGCGGUCAGAUCCCACAAUCUUCGUCGCUGCAAAGGUACUGUUUGUACGAAGUAUAGUAAAAGGCAAAAACUACUUCUCCUACGCAAAAAGCUGAUAGAAUACAGCAAAGUUUUUUACCUUCGACAUAGUGAAUCGAUAAAGAUAGGGCAGCAUAUCUCACUUUCCACCGCCUUCCCUCUCCGUGCAGGUUCCGGGUUCGCCCCAGGACUUGACGAUCUCCGCCGCCGACGACGGAGCCUUGACGCUGACGCCUUCUUUGACGCUGACCUGGCGGUCGGGUACGGAUGAGGGCGCGAUGAUCUUUGACUACAUCCUGGCGGUGAAGGAAGUGGGUGUGGACAACGUGGUGGAGUACAUUUCGAUGGGCGGCACGGAGCAGGCCAGUUGGAACCUGGUGAACGCGCCGACGAAGACGCUGACCGCGGCUGCUUUUUCCACCCUCCCCUGGGAGGUCGGGCGGCACUACCAGGUGAAGGUGCAGGGCGUGAACCUGGUCGGGCAGGGCGCGUGGGGCCAAUUCACCGACCCGCAGAAGACGGAAUUGGGCGUGACCCUGAACAACGGCGUGAUUCUGUCCGCCCCGUCCAAGGUUUCCGGGUUUCAGCGCCACACCGACCAGCAACUAUCGAAUGCAAAUAACUACGACUCCGGGUCAUUCUCAUUCGUCGUGCUGAUGUCUCAACAUGCAAAGAACUCGCGGACCUUCUAUAUGUGGAAUACCGCUGGUAGUUCUUCUUCUUUGUCAUGCACAAACGCAGUCUCUCAUGCGCUUUAUUACGCACCACAGGACCGUUCAAAAAUCUGUAGUGCUUAGAAGUUGCGUACUUCUCGAGUCACGCCUUUGUCAUGUUGCACGUCAUUGUCAUAUUAAAAAAAAAUUGGCCCCCUCAGGCUCAUUAUUUGCAGUGCAUAGCAAGGGGUUCCGAACGACACCAUCAAAAUGCAGUGGACCAAGCUCUCCACCACCACCCAGUUUGGCGGCGACGUGGCGGAAAACAUCACUUACCACGUGUUCGGCGACCGCGUCAGUGGCUCCUCGGAUAUCCUCCUCCAUUCGCAAAGCCACCUGGUGGCCAGCGAGUGGGAGCACACCGGCUCGCACCCGACUUAUCCUGUCUCCCCGGGCCAAGCAUGGUGAGGAUCGAUGUUGAUCAGCCCUAGCACCUCCUCCUGCGCGAAUCACUGCAUUUUGUUGCCUAUGUCUUGCAGUCCGAUAAGAAAGAAAUUUAGAACUGGCUGUACUACUUUGAAGUUCACAUAGUACAAAUCGCACCAGUACUAGGUCCUUUGAUAUCACCUCAAUCGCUCGAAAUCCAAUUCGCGAAAUCUGAUUUCUACAACUACUUCCAGGUAUUACACCGUCCGAGCCGGGAACGGAGGGGGGUUUCUGUCCGAACCCGUGUUGCCCCCGGUGAAGAUGAUCGCUGCCUUCGUGCCCGGCGUGCCGCGGGACUUUACCGCGGCGAACACCGUCAAUGCGUUUCAGACGCUGCUGAAUUGGAAUCCACCGGCCGACGACGGCGGCAACAGCCUGGUCUUCUACCGUAUUCGGUCAAGCCAGGGCGUUGCCUGGACGGCUGACGUAUCCGCGACGUUGCUGUUCCAUCAGUACAGCGGCCAGCAAGCAGUCGCGACCACCUACUACAUCAGCGCGGGCAACAGCAUCGGCUUCGGCGCCGAAGCAACCUUCGCGCUCACUGUGAACGGGGGCCGGUGAUGAUCACGCUGUUCGCCCGGCGUACUGCUAUGUAAAACUAAAAUCAAAUUCAAGAGAUCUGAGACAACUGGUAUAGAACUCCAAUAAAAAUAAUAGACAGCACUUUUACUCUAGUACUAAACGAAAAACGGUAAGGAUGAUAUGAACUCUGUUUCUACUUUUCGAAAUCGAACAAAGCUUGUUACGUAGAUCACUGAUACUUUCUUACCGGCAGCGUGCGGACGGCUUUUUUUGAACUUUUUGGCCGCGCUAAGCUGGCGUGAAGUACUCCUCGAGUGUCUAAGAAUCUUCGAAGAUUUUGCUUGCUGCAGCUCUGCUUGAGCGCAUUUCGUCUAAUAUUUUGCCGAAUUUCAAUAGCUGCUGCUCUUACUCUCACUUCAAAAUCUGUACUUGUCAAUCUGUCACGCUCAUGUUUUAGAUCAUUAUUUAUUCAGGGACAAACUUAUUUCACGUUUCGAACACUGCCCAAGGGUGCAAAAGAUAGUGCGAAUGCAGCACCUUCUUUUUUACGUCUAGAUAUAAUUCGCUUGUACAAAAUGUGUCGAGCGCGUGUACAUAAAUUUCACAAAUUUUGACAGACAAAAAGCGAUACGAGAUACUUGUUUAGAAAACUAGGCGCGCUGGCACCCCAUACGCAGACCACAGACGUAAAGACUGGGGGAUGAUUUGCCGGGCGACACCCACACCGCGCACGAGUUACUUGUUUUUAUAAUGUCGAAAUAUCAGUCGGAAUACGAAUAUCAGCGCUUGAAGCCUGGUCAAUUAAGAAAAAAGAGAACGAGAAAACCAGACGUACAAUGCUUUCCUGUGGUCCAAAGAGAAU